Molecule: messenger RNA, 6033 nt
Organism: Nicrophorus vespilloides
Lineage: Eukaryota; Metazoa; Arthropoda; Insecta; Coleoptera; Silphidae
Gene: RpII215
Product: DNA-directed RNA polymerase II subunit RPB1
Exons: 6
Coding region: 63-5756 (1897 amino acids)
Biological process (GO): transcription by RNA polymerase II
Cellular component (GO): RNA polymerase II, core complex
Molecular function (GO): DNA binding
Source: RefSeq, a predicted model, not a curated record
GUUAGCUGCAGCCGUUAGCGCGGGGCAGCGGCAGACAGGUCAGUGCUGUGACGGUAGCCAAGAUGGCGACCCUCGACAGUAAAGCUCCGUUAAGGACAGUGAAAAGAGUGCAAUUCGGAAUAUUAAGUCCAGAUGAAAUUCGUCGUAUGUCAGUUACUGAUGGAGGGCUUAAGUUCCCUGAGACAAUGGAAGCAGGUCGCCCAAAGUUGGGUGGCCUCAUGGAUCCCAGACAGGGAGUCAUCGAUAGAAAUUCUCGGUGUCUCACUUGUGCAGGCAACAUGACUGAAUGUCCAGGACAUUUUGGGCAUAUUGAUCUAAGCAAACCUGUAUUCCAUGUUGGCUUUGUUACAAAAACUAUAAAAAUAUUAAGAUGCGUCUGUUUCUACUGCAGUAAACUUCUUGUCAGUCCUAAUAAUCCAAAAAUUAAGGAGGUUGUUAUAAAAUCAAAGGGUCAACCACGUAAAAGGUUGGCAUUUGUGUAUGAUUUAUGCAAGGGAAAAAAUAUAUGUGAGGGUGGUGAUGAGAUGGACGUAGGUAAAGAAGGGGAAGAUCCCAAUCAAACUGGAAAAAAGCAAGGACAUGGUGGUUGUGGUCGCUACCAACCAAAUAUCAAGAGAGCUGGUCUUGAUCUAACAGCAGAAUGGAAGCAUAUAAAUGAAGAUUCGCAAGAGAAGAAAAUUGCUUUGUCAGCUGAAAGGGUUUGGGAAAUUCUAAAACACAUUACAGAUGAAGAGUGUUUCAUCCUUGGUAUGGAUCCUAAAUUUGCAAGACCUGAUUGGAUGAUUGUAACCAGCCUGCCUGUUCCACCCUUAGCAGUUAGACCCGCUGUAGUCAUGCACGGAUCAGCUAGAAAUCAAGACGAUUUAACACAUAAAUUGGCUGAUAUCAUUAAAGCAAACAAUGAGUUGCAACGAAAUGAAGCUGCUGGUGCAGCCGCCCACGUGCUUUCAGAAAAUAUUAAAAUGCUGCAAUUUCACGUUGCCACAUUAGUUGAUAACGACAUGCCCGGUAUGCCAAGGGCUAUGCAGAAAUCUGGCAAACCGUUGAAAGCAAUAAAAGCCCGUCUAAAGGGAAAAGAAGGACGUAUUCGUGGAAACCUUAUGGGAAAGCGUGUGGAUUUCUCCGCACGUACUGUAAUCACACCAGAUCCAAAUCUUCGAAUCGAUCAAGUAGGCGUCCCUAGAAGUAUUGCUCAGAAUCUUACGUUCCCUGAAAUUGUUACUCCUUUCAACUUUGAUAAAAUGUUGGAAUUAGUUCAAAGAGGAAACUCGCAAUAUCCAGGUGCUAAAUAUAUUGUGCGAGACAACGGCGAGAGGAUAGAUUUACGAUUCCAUCCGAAAUCUUCCGAUCUUCAUUUGCAGUGCGGUUACAAAGUGGAACGUCAUAUCCGCGACGGGGAUUUGGUUAUUUUCAAUCGUCAACCUACACUCCAUAAAAUGAGUAUGAUGGGUCAUAGGGUUAAAGUAUUACCGUGGUCCACUUUCCGGAUGAAUCUCAGCUGCACCUCACCCUACAAUGCCGAUUUUGAUGGGGAUGAAAUGAAUUUGCACGUACCUCAAAGCAUGGAGACUCGUGCCGAAGUUGAAAAUUUGCAUAUAACGCCGAGACAAAUUAUCACACCGCAGGCAAACAAACCCGUCAUGGGUAUUGUACAGGACACCUUAACAGCUGUCCGUAAGAUGACGAAGAGAGAUGUGUUUAUUACGCAUGAACAAAUUAUGAAUUUACUUAUGUUUUUACCAAUUUGGGAUGGAAAAAUGCCCAGGCCUGCAAUAUUGAAACCCAAACCACUAUGGACAGGAAAACAGAUCUUUUCUCUAAUUAUUCCCGGAAAUGUAAAUAUGAUCCGCACGCAUUCUACACAUCCUGACGAGGAAGAUGAUGGACCAUAUAAAUGGAUUUCACCUGGAGAUACGAAAGUAAUGGUAGAGCAUGGAGAAUUAGUCAUGGGAAUUUUAUGUAAAAAAACUCUGGGUACCUCUGCCGGUUCUUUGCUCCAUAUCUGUAUGUUGGAGUUGGGACACGAAGUUUGUGGUCGGUUUUAUGGUAACAUCCAAACUGUAAUUAACAACUGGCUACUUCUGGAAGGACACAGUAUCGGUAUUGGAGACACUAUUGCUGAUCCUCAAACCUAUUUGGAAAUUCAGAAAGCUAUUAAGAAAGCAAAAGAAGAUGUAAUAGAGGUUAUUCAAAAAGCUCACAACAUGGAACUCGAGCCAACGCCCGGUAACACAUUGAGGCAGACUUUCGAAAAUCAAGUGAACAGAAUCUUGAACGAUGCUCGUGAUAAAACUGGCGGUUCUGCUAAGAAGUCCCUUACCGAAUACAACAAUUUAAAAGCUAUGGUGGUAUCUGGUGCUAAAGGCUCCAACAUUAAUAUUUCCCAAGUUAUUGCUUGCGUGGGUCAACAAAACGUAGAAGGUAAACGUAUUCCAUUUGGCUUCAGAAAAAGGACACUGCCCCACUUUAUCAAAGAUGAUUAUGGUCCCGAGUCAAGAGGGUUCGUAGAAAAUUCAUACCUUGCCGGUUUAACACCAUCUGAAUUCUACUUCCACGCUAUGGGUGGUCGUGAAGGUCUCAUUGAUACAGCCGUAAAAACUGCAGAAACUGGCUAUAUUCAACGUCGUUUGAUUAAGGCUAUGGAAUCCGUAAUGGUACAUUAUGAUGGAACUGUGCGAAAUUCAGUAGGUCAACUGAUUCAAUUGCGUUAUGGCGAAGAUGGUUUAUGCGGUGAAAUGGUGGAAUUCCAAACGUUACCCACAAUUAAACUAAGUAACAAAGCAUUCGAAAGGAAAUUUAGAUUUGACGCAAGUAACGAACGUUACUUAAGACGUGUUUUUAACGAAGAUGUAAUCAAGCAAAUGAUGGGCUCCGGCGAUGUUAUCUCCGAAUUGGAAAGAGAAUGGGAUCAGCUUCAAAAGGACAGAGAAGCUCUUCGGCAAAUUUUCCCCAGCGGUGAUCCGAAAGUAGUAUUGCCUUGCAAUCUACAGCGUAUGAUUUGGAACGUGCAGAAAAUUUUCCAUAUCAACAAACGUGCUCCUACUGAUUUAUCACCUAUAAGAGUGAUCCAAGGUGUUCGCGAAUUGUUGCAACGUUGUAUAAUUGUAGCGGGCACCGAUAGGUUAUCAGUUCAAGCUAACGAAAACGCCACACUGCUCUUCCAAUGCUUGGUAAGAUCUACUCUCUGUACGAAAUGCGUAUCAGAAGAAUUCAGGCUCAGCACGGAAGCUUUCGAGUGGCUUAUUGGUGAAAUUGAAACGAGAUUCCAACAAGCGCAAGCUAACCCAGGUGAAAUGGUUGGAGCAUUAGCUGCACAAUCUCUUGGAGAACCUGCCACUCAGAUGACACUGAACACUUUCCAUUUUGCUGGUGUAUCAUCGAAAAACGUAACCCUUGGUGUACCCCGUUUGAAAGAAAUUAUUAAUAUAUCUAAGAAGCCAAAAGCUCCGUCUCUAACAGUGUUCUUAACUGGAGCAGCAGCGAGAGAUGCGGAAAAGGCUAAGAACGUAUUGUGCCGUUUGGAACAUACGACACUUAGGAAAGUAACAGCAAACACUGCUAUUUACUAUGAUCCUGAUCCACAAAACACCGUUAUUCCGGAGGAUCAAGAAUUUGUGAAUGUUUACUACGAAAUGCCUGACUUUGAUCCAACUCGCAUUUCUCCUUGGCUGCUGCGUAUCGAACUGGACAGAAAACGUAUGACAGACAAAAAAUUAACAAUGGAACAGAUUGCCGAAAAAAUCAACGCCGGAUUCGGAGAUGACUUGAAUUGCAUCUUCAAUGAUGACAAUGCAGAAAAAUUGGUGUUGCGUAUUCGAAUCAUGAAUAGCGACGAUGGGAAAUUCGGUGACUCCGCUGAUGAGGAUGUGGAUAAAAUGGACGACGACAUGUUCUUGCGCUGCAUUGAAGCUAAUAUGUUGUCAGAUAUGACAUUGCAGGGCAUUGAAGCUAUUGCCAAAGUGUACAUGCACUUGCCACAAACGGACAGCAAAAAGAGAAUUGUCAUUACAGAAACUGGAGAGUUUAAAGCUAUUGCUGAAUGGUUGUUGGAAACUGAUGGCACAAGUAUGAUGAAAGUAUUAUCCGAGAGGGACGUCGAUCCUGUGAGAACAUUCUCAAACGACAUCUGUGAGAUUUUUGCUGUAUUGGGUAUAGAAGCUGUGCGUAAGUCGGUUGAGAAGGAAAUGAAUGCCGUACUUCAGUUCUAUGGUCUUUACGUAAACUACCGUCAUCUCGCUUUGCUUUGCGACGUAAUGACUGCAAAGGGUCAUCUUAUGGCCAUCACCCGUCACGGUAUCAAUAGGCAAGAUACUGGUGCACUUAUGAGAUGUUCUUUCGAGGAAACUGUUGAUGUGUUGUUGGACGCCGCUUCACAUGCUGAAGUAGAUCCGAUGAGAGGUGUAUCAGAGAAUAUUAUUAUGGGACAAUUACCCCGUAUGGGCACCGGCUGUUUUGAUUUGCUUUUGGACGCCGACAAGUGCAAGAGUGCAAUUGCGAUUCCGCAAACACAAGGAGCCGACUUGAUGAACAGCGGCAUGUUCUUUGGGUCUGCAGCUACUCCAAGCAUGAGUCCUGGCAGUUCAAUGACACCCUGGAAUCAAGGUGCUACACCGUACAACGCUGGCAGCGUAUGGAAUACACCAAAUAUAUUAGGCAGUGGUAUGACCCCUGGUGGGCCGUCCUUUUCACCAUCCGCUGCUUCCGAUGCAUCGGGAAUGUCACCUGGAUAUUCGUGGGCACAAUCUCCUGGUAUGUCACCAUUUGGUGCAUCUCCGAGGGCCGCAUCACCAUCUUACAGCCCUGCAUCACCUUCGUAUCAGCCGAACUCGCCUUGUAUGACACCGGGAUCAUCGGGAUAUUCGCCGAGCUCUCCUGGAUACUCUCCAACAUCGCCCAAUUACAGUCCAACAUCCCCGAAUUACUCACCAACGAGUCCCGGAUACUCUCCGACGUCGCCGAGCUACUCGCCAACUUCUCCGAGCUAUUCUCCAACAAGUCCCGGAUAUUCGCCGACUUCUCCAAAUUAUUCACCAACAUCUCCCAGUUACUCGCCGACAUCCCCGGGUUAUUCGCCAACUUCUCCAAGUUACUCGCCGACGUCGUCCAGUUACUCCCCAACAUCGCCUAAUUACUCACCCACAUCUCCAAAUUAUUCUCCGACGUCUCCUGGUUAUUCGCCGACUUCACCUACGUAUUCACCAUCUAGUCCCAACUAUUCUCCGACUUCUCCGGGCUACUCGCCCAGUUCUCCCUCUUACUCUCCAUCGUCCCCCAGGUACGCUGCACAUUCUCCAGCUUAUUCUCCUAAUUCACCAUCUUAUUCCCCAUCCUCUCCACAAUAUUCACCAGCCUCUCCGUCGUACUCACCUUCCUCACCGAAGUAUUCACCUACCUCUCCAAACUACUCUCCGACCAGUCCCAGUUUUGCAGGCGGCAGUCCCCAAUAUUCACCAACUUCGCCCAGCUAUUCACCGACAUCGCCAAAUUAUUCACCCUCUUCUCCUCAACACACACCCGCCGCAAGUUCACGUUACUCUCCUUCGUCGCCGAACUACUCGCCGACCAGUCCGAACUAUUCACCAACUUCCCCGCAAUAUUCCCCCCACAGUACAAAGUAUUCUCCCACUUCACCAACAUACACGCCGACAAGUCCAAGCUAUUCUCCUGCGAGUCCAGUUUUCUCCCCGCAGCCACCUAGGUACUCGCCAUCUUCACCAGGCUAUUCUCCUACUAGUCCGAAUCCCGAUCAGGAUUAAAUGGAUAGAUAAUCGUGUUUUUUUUUUAAUUAUAUUCGUUAAGUUGGGUAUUAUUUAAAUAUGUAACGAUCGAGAAUGUUAGCGAUCUUCAUUUUCAACUUGUUUUCUUUUUCUUUUCUUUUUUUCUACUUUUCAAUUAGCAAAAGACUGAAGUUUUGCAUUUGUUUCUAAUAAGUGUAUGUCUUUUUCAUGAUUCGUUGGUUUUCCUUUUAAAAUGUGACUAGAAUGAAAAACAAACAAAAGCAUGUAAUGUUUCCCAUGUAUAUAGAUUAUAUUU